AUGCAAUUGACAGCUUACAGGCAACCUUUCUUGGUAUUAUCACACAGGGGAAGUAGCGUUGGAGAUGCUGGUGGAGCUACUGAUCGGUUAAUUUAUAUCCCUCUGCCAGAUGAAGAAUCACUGCCAGAUGAAGAAUCAUGCCUUCAAAUUUUCAAGGCUUGCCUCCGAAAAUCACCACUUUCCAAAGAUGUUGAUCUAAGGGCUCUCGCCAAAUAUACUCAAGGAUUUAGCAGGGCUAAUAUCACAAAGAUAUGCCAACGGGCUUGCAAAUAUGUUUCAGAGUCGAUCGAAGCUGCUAGAAGCUAUACAUUAGGCGCCAAAGUUAGUUAG
Molecule: messenger RNA, 330 nt
Organism: Fraxinus pennsylvanica
Lineage: Eukaryota; Viridiplantae; Streptophyta; Magnoliopsida; Lamiales; Oleaceae
Source: the annotation of a GenBank genome assembly